GUUUACGUCUCGAAAUUGAUGGAUGCGUGUUUCUUCUAGGUGGUAAAGAUGGAGCGGUAUGUUGUCUUUGAAUAAAUUUUAGUCGUCUACGUUUAAGAACCAGUGCUGCCGCAAAGAACCUCGCUCUAUAUCGAGAGCCCUCCCGAGAGUCUCGGCUCGUAGCGGGCCAACGACGGUCUCACUUCCCGAUAGUUUUUUUCCAAUUUUUUUUUUUUUUUUUUUGUUGCUUUCAUCGUUUUUGCGCUGUCUCCAUUUUUCUUUUUUUUUAAAUUUUUUUUUAACAAAAUCGUAACAUUUGGAGAUAUAUAGAAUACAUAAAUAUAUAUAUAUAUAGAAUCGCGAAUGAAGAUCAGUGCAUUCAUCUUAUUCGUCAUAUAUAUAUAUAUUAAAAUUUAAUUAUUUAUAACAGACCGGACAUUCGGGUCACGUGUCAUUGUCCUCCUCCUUCUUCAACACCACCUCCUCAAAUUUCUUCAUUAUUAUAAAUCGACGAAGAAAUCAUGGGCAACGCCCAGAGGAAGUCACAUUAUUCAAAGCCAAUUUCUUCUUCGGGAAGUGGUACGAAGAAGGUACAUUGGGAAGGUCCAGGUUUACCAUUAUCGCCUGGAAAGCCAAUAUUGAUACCGGGCACUGAAGAAACACAACCAGAUGUUGUUAGUAUCAGAUGGGAACGAUCAUCAAGUAAUGGAGGAUCGGCUAUUAUUGGUUAUUUGGUUGAGCAUCGUAAAUUGGGAUCACCAAAUUGGAUUCGUUCAACUCCAAUUUUAUGUAAAUUUCCCGAAGUCACAUUAAGUGGCCUUGAACCCGGAUGGCGUUAUCAAUUUCGUAUUCGUGCACAAAAUGCCUUGGGAUUAUCAGAGCCAAGUGAAAUUUCUGAUCCUCUCACUGUCACUCUACAACGUGCUAUUGCUUCUUCACCUCAAUUUGAUCUUGAAUUAAUUGACAUAAUUUCACUUGAAAAUGAUCAGGCGGAAUUUGAAGUUCGAUAUUCUGGAAUGCCAUCGCCAAAAAUUGCCUGGUUCAAAGAUGGUUUUGAAAUAUUUAGCAGUCGACGAACAAGAAUUGUCACAGAAAAUGGAAAAAGUAUUCUUUUAAUUCAUCGAACUGCACUUGAUGAUGAAGGUGAAAUUAAAUGCACUGCUACAAAUCGAGCUGGACAUGUGAGCACAAAAGCAAGAUUAAUUCUUGAAGCACCACCAAGAAUACGACUUCCACGUCAAUAUGAGGAUGGAUUACUUUUUGAACAAGACGAAACAAUUCGAUUGAAGAUAACAUUGGCUGGUCGACCAUCACCUGAAGUCACAUGGUAUCAUGAUGGUGAUAUGCUUAAUAAAGAUGAGAGACAUAUAUUCGAAUUAAUGGACGGUGAAAGUAUACUAAAGAUACCUGAUGCAAAAAGAAAAGAUCGCGGUGAAUAUAGUGUGAAGGUGAUGAAUAAAUUAGGUGAAGACAUCGCUUCAUUUUUAGUCACCGUAACAGAUCGACCUUCUUCACCUGGCAAGGCUACUGUUGCUAUGACCUUGGGUAGGUCCGUCACACUCAAGUGGAAUGAGCCUGAAGACGAUGGAGGUUGCAAAAUUGGUACAUAUAUCGUUGAAUAUUAUCGAGUUGGAUGGGAUAUGUGGCUUAAAGCAGCGACAUGUCGACAGACAACAACAACACUCAGUGAAUUAAUCGAGGGUUCUGAAUAUCGUUUUCGUAUUAAAGCUGAAAAUCCCUAUGGUGUCAGUGAUCCCAGUGAGGAGAGUGACAUUGUCUUCAUUCCAGAUCUAAAAAGAGGAAUUACAGGACCAUUGAGUAAUAAAUCGCAGAGUCAUCGUGAAAUUCAUAGAGGACGAAGUGAAAGACGUGAAGUGAGUUUUGUUGAACCAUCACAAAGAACAAGAAGCUUGACACGAGAAGAAAAUUAUUCUAGAGAAAAUCCUGUUGAACGUUCCAUAUCAUCACAACGUCUCAGUUCAGGAAGAUCAUCGAGAUCCGAUAGUCGAGUGACGUUCGCUUUGGACAUUGUUGAUCAGGAGGAGAUGCCAAAGAAAAAGGAUCAGAUUUCAGAUGCACUCAGAACGGAAUCAGAAGUGAAACAACCAACGACUAUUGUCGUUACUCCGUUUGAUGAUUCAGGUGGAGAAUCUCCAAUUCCACAACCAAGAUCACGUUCUCGGAAUCCAGCUCCUCCUAAACCACCAAGAGCUCAUGAUCCAAAAAAUAAAACGGCAUCACCUGAUCGUACUCAUCUUAGUCCUCCAGUUUCCACAUUGAGAAAGGAACAAAAUUUCACCGAUUUAUCAGUACAAGAAGAUUCUUCAUUUCUUGAUGUGAAACGAAAACAAUUUGCAAGAACCGAACCAGCUUCAUUUGCAGAUGAUGAAAAUCUUCACGGUAGUUCGGAAUUUGUUCUUGUUCUCUAUCCGGAAGAAACUGAAAUACAUGAUCCCAUCAAAGAUCCUUCAGAUCACAAUGAAGAGGAUGAUCUUGUACCACCGCCAAAAUCUCUAUCGCUUCCAGAAUUAUUUAGAAUUGAUCAUGAAUUCGUCGAGACAAUGCGCGAGGCUGUCAGUUCAACGGAACUUCUUCAUGAACGUGCCAUGGAACGUUUCUAUCGUGCAAUUGCCGUUGAAGAAGCUGUUGAUGAAGCUAAACGACAGAAUGCAACUGAUUCAACGAAUAAUGAUUAUCCACUUUUUGAGCAGAGAAUAUUAUUGAGAAAAAAACUUCAUCUAACCGGUGCUCAUUCAUCAUUAUGGCAAGCUAAACGUGAUCGUAGACGAUGCAGCGAUAGUCAAACGGAAAAAUUACGUGUACCCCCUAGAAUUGUACCUGAUGUUCUAGAAGACGCUGCUUCCGAUCCCAAUUUGUGUUCAAUAGAAACAAAAAUCGAGUGGAAUUCUCAAGAUUUGGAAAUAAAGGCUAAUUCUGGAAAAGUAAGAACACAAUAUUCUACACAAAUUGAUUAUUCCGAAGAAUACACGGAGCAAAUCAAAGUGGAAGAAGUGGAUGAAAAUUUUGAUGAACAACAACUUUCCGAGCCAUUACGCAGAUGGCAUGAUUUCCCAUUAGAAAAUACAUUCACUCCAAUUGAAAUGAUUGAAAAUAAAGAAAAAAUUGAUGAUCAAAUUUACAAGACAGAAGAAAUAGAAACACAAAGUGUCGAGACAUCGAUCGAAUCAUCCGAAGAGGAAAGUAGCGAUGAGGAUUUACGACAAUUUAGAGCAAGAAUUCUAGCAAUUCCAGUUGAAAAUGAAGAGGACACUUAUCAUCCGCGAGGAAAUCCAGUUCGUCACGUUAGUCCAGAAAAAUCGAUAAUAAUUCCUCCUCCAGUCCCCCCGCAUCGAGUUCAAGUAAUUGAUCCAUCAUCAUCGGAAAAAAAUUAUUCAAUUCCAUCACCGCCAAUGUCACCAACAAAUAUUAUUCCAAAAUCAAUUCUCAAAAAACGAGUGGAACCCGAUAUUGUUCCAAUUACAGAACCAAUUGAAAUUUUAAAAUCUUCCAAUCAACAAGAAAUGGCAUUAUCCGAUAUUGAUAAUGAAAAUGUCCUCUCAGCUGCAGAAGUAGCGAGAAAUCGUCGUAGACAACUGAAGCAAUUAUCAAAAAAUUCAAUCACAUCAUCAGACAAUGAAGAGGAACGUGAGGGAGAAAGAAUGGCCCUCGUUAGUCAUUAUACGGAAAUUGUUAAUCAAUUUUCAAUGAAUCAUAAACCAUUUCCUCAAAGACGAGUGCCAAUUCGAAAUGAAAAUAUUAAUGAUCUUCAAACAAUUGAACGUACUCUAUCACCACCACGUGCGAAAUUCGAUUAUUCCUCUGAUGAAAAAUCAAGUGAUAAUUCGCAAAUUUAUCAUGAUAAAAAUAUUAUUCAUCAAAUAUGGGAAAAAGAAAUUAAUGAUUCAUUAAAAACAGAAACAAAAAGACGUGGUCGAUCACGUAUCGAUGAAUCAAUGUCAAGAUCAAGAAAUGUUUCCACAGAAAGAGGUGAAUCAUCGAGAUCAUCGUCAAAAACAAGAGCAAGAGGUUCGCGAUCAUCGUCAAAAACAAGAAAUAAUGAAAUUAAUACAAAAUCAAUAAGACAAAAAAAUAAUAAUAGUCGUUCAAAUUCACGUGAUCGUUCACGUUGUCAAACACCAACUGAAGCAAAAAUGGAACGUUUACAACAACGAACACAAAAUGCCAAUGAAAAAAAACAAAGAUCAAGACGAAUAUCAACACACGAGAGAUAUGAAAAUAUUGAUCAAUAUUCAAAAUAUUUAUUAGAAAUUCAAGCUGAACGAAAUGUUAGAUCAAGUUUCAGUUAUGUGACUGAUGUAAUUUUAUUGUUGGCCGCUGUAUAUGUUUAUUUAUUUAAGGAAGCAAUUUUUGCAAUUCCUAUUAUUGGACUUAUUCUAUAUCGUCGAAUUCAACAAGGUGUUCGCGAUUUAAUUCCUAAAUGGUUGCGUGGUCCCAAACGUUAAAAACGAAAAGUUUCCAAAAAAAAAAAAAAUACUUUUAUGACUGAUGAUUAUUAUUGAAUAAUUGAGUCUUCUUCAUUGUGAGUAGUAAACAAAAAAAAAAUUAAAAUUCAUUUCAAAAUUUUUGAUUUAUACAAACAAUUUAUUUUGAUUCAAAUAAUCGAUUACUUGACUAUUAUCAAAUAAUUAUAUAUACUUAAACCAAAUAAUUUUAGAACCAACCAAUUUUUGUUUCAAUUAAAUAAACUGUAUUUGAAAUAAUUUAUGAAUUUGAAAAAAAUUUCAUUUAAUUGACUUAAAUAAUAAUUAUUUGAUAUAAAUAAAUAUUUAUUUCAUAACAGUCAUGUAAUACGAUUAUUUGAAUCAAAUAAUUUUUUUUUUAAAUAAUAAUAAAGUAUUUAAUACUUUUUUUGUUUUAACUAAGAAAAUGUGUGGGACAUUUAUAGAAUCCCAUUGGGAGUUAAAUUUUUACUCUCCUUUUUACAGUGUAUAAUUUAAUAUUUUACGGGAUUAAAUGACAUGAAGAUUCAGAGAUAUUAUAUAUCUCUAAAUUGUAAAUAUUGUAUACUUGUCCUUGUUUUGUAAUCACUGAUCAAGUUUCCCUUGUGAUACGUAAGAUUGCAAUAAUUUUUUUUUUUUAUUGGUAUUGAAAAGAAAAUCGUACAGAGUAAAAAAAAAUCUUAAUUAUUAAGAAGCAUAUGAAAUUAAGAUUAUUUUACUAUUUUUUUGAGAAUUUCAACAAUUUUUCUGACUAUUUACUGACUUAUACUACUGAUACAAAAAUUAUAAAAAAUUUUAAUUUAAUUUUAUUAAAUUUAAUUAAAUUAAAUUUUGUUAAAUCAAAUUUAGUUAAAUUUAAUUCCAAUUGAGUAAAUUUUGUCUGACUGACACGCUGGCUUUUUACUGCUAUAACAAAAAUUUCAAUAAUCCGGAAAUUUGUCUCACUAAUACUGUCUUAUACUAAAUAAAAAAUUACAAGAAUUCGGUAUUAUUCUGUCUAACUAAAACUGUCCCUUACUACUGAACGUUCACUUAAUAAAUUUACAACGUUAUGUCUAAAUGUUGCUGACUUUUACUACUAAAAUAAUAUUCAAAAAAUUUAAAUCUUUUUUUAACAGACAAAAUUUUAGGAAUUAUUUUAUUAUAAUAUUUUUAUAUAAUAUAUUUAUAUAAUAUAUUUAUAUAUUAUAUUGUAUAUUUUAUUAUUAUUUUAUUUAGUUGAAUUCGGAAAUUUUCUUGUCUGACUAAAUCUGACCUAUACUACUAAAUUAAAAAUUAUAAUUUCUUUUUUAAAAUUUGCAAUUUUACGUGUCACUAGAGUUUGAUUUCUAUUGAAAAUCUGUUACUUGAAAAAAAAUCGUGUUUUUUACGAACAAAUGUGUCUGAUUAUUGGUUUUUAUUGUC
Messenger RNA from Leptopilina boulardi, 5843 nucleotides. RefSeq names its product titin homolog (gene MnM). The record is from RefSeq and is a predicted model, not a curated record. Gene Ontology annotation, molecular function: protein binding. The transcript has 8 exons. NCBI's taxonomy places the organism in Eukaryota, Metazoa, Arthropoda, Insecta, Hymenoptera, Figitidae. The coding region runs from base 501 to 4442 and encodes 1313 amino acids.